AAUACUUUGAAUGUUAUGCACGCCUCAUGUUGUUGUCGUUUUAUUUUCCCUUCACAUAACUUAACACACUGCUUAAGCCUCGGGUUAUUUUUAAUUUUGUACUGUUUUUCCACCAUCUAAAAGAACACAAAGAGUUAAAAACAAAAAAACCCCCAAAAGAACGCCGGUCUGACCGAAAAGCAAUGCCAGCGCAUGCGCCUUGUGAUGGGAAACAGGGCACAAUGGAGUCGGACGGUGUGACUUGCUGUUACCGGAGACUUGGUCGUGCCGUAUCGCACGAGUCCGUCUCAGACCUAGAUGAGUGCUGUAAGCCCACUGUAGGAUAAGUUUUUCGCUGCCCCGGGUUUAGAGAUAGCCUUCGGAAAACCAAAGCGGAAAAAUCGUAUUACCGGUGAGCAGUUGUGCCCGCAGCUAGCUAACCGAUGCUUUUCCACACGCACACCUUCAGACAAAUAGAGCAGUGACCUUUUUGUUUUUUCCUAUUGUAAAACAAGUGCUUCGUCCACUAAACUUGGUUAUGUGAGGAAACAUGUCAGAAGUUGCAAUUGGCAAGCGAAAGGAAAAGUGUGAGAACUGCACGAAACAGUGCAGCAAGAAGCAGAGUAAUGAAAACCAAGACUCCGCUCCAGAAAAAGCCGAGGUCAAUGGCGAGGCGAAUGAAGAGGACCCGAAGCAGCCGGUCUUGCUGAGUGCCUGUCUGUCCUGCGACCGCUGCGUCUCAGAUGAAGAGAGCCAGCGCAUCUCGCAGCAAAACCUGCAGGAGAUCUACAAAGUUCUGGGCCUCAACAAGAGAUGCGAUGCCUCCAAACACAAAGUGCUGGCGGUGUCUGUGUGCCCCCAGUCUCUUCCCUUCUUUUCCGUCAAAUUCCAUCUGGACGUCCCACAGGCCGCGCAGAAGCUCUGCGGCUUCUUGAAAAGCUUGGGUGUGCACUAUGUCUUUGACACCACGGUGGCCGCUGGCUUCAGCAUCUUGGAGAGCCAGAAGGACUUCAUUCAGAGGUUCCGGCGCAGACACCAUGAUAGCAAUGCUCUUCCCAUGUUUACCUCAUCUUGUCCAGGGUGGAUUCGCUAUGCAGAGCGGGUCUUGGGCAGUCUGGUUACACCACUCAUAUGCACAGCAAAGUCACCUCAGCAGAUCAUGGGGUCUCUUGUCAAAGACUUCUUCACACAGCAGCAGAAGCUGUCCCCGGACAAGGUGUACCACGUAGUAGUGGCCCCCUGCUUCGACAAGAAGCUGGAGGCUGUCAGAGACGAGUUCUACAGCAACCUGCUGGAGACUCAGGAUGUUGACUGUGUGCUCACCUCAGGUGAGGUUCUCCGCAUGAUGGAAGAGAAGGGAGUUUUGGUUGAAGACGUGGACUCUGUGCCUCUAGAUCACGUGCUAGGGGAGUUUAAUGAGGAAAGCUUAAUGCGGCAUGAAGGCAGAAGUUCGGAGGGCUUUCUGGAACACAUCUUCAAGCAUGCUGCCAAGGAGCUCUUUGGCCUGAAGGUGGAGGAGGUGGUGUAUAAGACACUCAGGAACCGCGACUUCCUAGAAGUAUCCCUAGAGCGCGACGGGGAAACCCUGCUGCAGUUUGCAGCUGUCUAUGGCUUCCGUAAUAUCCAGACCUUGGUGCACCGCAUGAGGAAAGGGAGGGUCCCGUAUCAGCUGGUAGAGGUACUCUCCUGUCCAGGAGGCUGCCUGAAUGGCCGUGGGCAGUGUGAGGGGGAGGGCGGACGUGCGGACAAGGCCCUGCUGCAGCAGAUGGAGGAGGCCUACAGCAGCCUGCCCGUCAGGCUGCCGGAGAUGAACCCCGAGAUCCAGCGGCUGUACCACGACUGGCUGGAAGGCCAGGACUCCCCGCCAGCCAUGCAGGCUCUGCACACCCAGUAUAGCCAGAGGCAGUCUCAGCAGCUGCCUCCAGACAUCCAGUGGUGAAGGACAGGGCCACUGCUGAAAGGAGCUAGGAUCCAUGCUGCCAGCACGAGACUGUUGAUUGAUCACAUGUAUUGCGUAAGGAUGGAAGAGCACAAGAUUACCGCCAUAUUGCCGGUAUGGAAUGGAAGCCAACCUCACUGGCAGUGAUCCUGAUGUGACCAAUGAAGUUCAGUGCGAUUGGUUUGGUGCUGAAAGACUAGAAUGCAGGCCAGUGGGGUAUGGAUUCAUUUGGUAGUAUUUAAUCUGUGACAAAUUUUGGAAUUUUGGGGAGUGAAAAAUGUAUACAUUUCAUUGGACAUUUUAGUAUUGUUACAUUUCCACAAAACGCCUCCUGUAAUAAACCUAUGCAGUUCACUUACUACAUUGCCUGGAAAAUCCUGUACCUUUUAUGGCAGAAUAAUUGACACAUCUUUGGAUAACUCUGCUGAAGUGAGGACACUGCAGAGGGGGGAUAUUUAGUGUUUUUAGUACUUGUAAGUCUGGUAAAUUUUCCCACCAGUUUUCCGUCUUGUCACGCAUUAAAAUGGAUUUUGUUUGUGUAGGUUUUAAAAAUCUGUAUUAUGUAAUUAACACCCAACAAAAAUAAAAAAUGAAAUUUUAUUGGCCAAAUGGUAA
Brienomyrus brachyistius is the source of this 2533-nucleotide messenger RNA. It is a transcript of the gene narf, whose product is annotated as nuclear prelamin A recognition factor. Gene Ontology annotation, molecular function: lamin binding. The record is from RefSeq and is a predicted model, not a curated record. Bases 530 to 1918 code for a protein of 462 amino acids. Lineage: Eukaryota; Metazoa; Chordata; Actinopteri; Osteoglossiformes; Mormyridae. The transcript has 12 exons. Gene Ontology annotation, cellular component: lamin filament.